UAUGCCACAAGAGCAGAUAUCUGAAUAUUAACAGAUAGAAGUGGGAAGAAAGACUGAUAGAUAAUACAUGGCUGAAGAGAAGAACACUGAGGUUUCUGUGCCUGAAUUGGGCAAAACAGCAGAGGAAAGGCCCAAAUGGGACAACAAGGUUCAAUAUCUUCUAACAUGUAUUGGAUUUGCUGUGGGAUUGGGGAAUGUAUGGCGCUUUCCAUAUUUGUGCCAGACAUACGGAGGGGGUGCCUUCCUAAUCCCUUAUAUUAUUGCGCUGAUCUUUGAGGGAAUCCCGUUGCUGCACAUGGAAUUGGCAAUCGGGCAGCGCUUACGUCAAGGAAGCAUUGGGGUUUGGAAUUCUAUCUCACCUUUCCUGGGAGGAGUGGGUAUUGGCUCUCUCAUAGUGUCUUUCUUGGUUGGUUUAUUCUACAACACUAUUCUGGCCUGGGUCCUCUGGUAUUUCUUCCAUUCCUUCCAAGACCCUCUUCCCUGGAGGGACUGUCCACUCAACCAAAACAAGACAGGAUACAUUGAAGAAUGUGCUAAAAGCACGCCUGUGAACUAUUUCUGGUAUAGAGAGACCCUCAAUGUUACACCUAAUAUUACUGAUAAUGGGGAUCUGCAGUGGUGGAUGGUUAUUUGCCUGGCAAGUGCCUGGGGCAUUGUAUACAUCUGUUUCAUCCGAGGCAUUGAAACUAUUGGAAAGGCUGUUUACGUCACUGCCACUUUCCCCUACCUUGUCCUCACCAUAUUUCUCAUCCGUGCCCUGACACUUCCUGGAGCAACUGAAGGCCUAGUGUACCUCUUCACCCCUAAAGUGCAAGUGCUAAAAGAUCCUAAAGUAUGGCUGGAUGCUGCCACCCAGAUUUUUUUCUCUUUAUCUCUGGCAUUUGGAGGUCUUAUUGCAUUUUCCAGCUACAAUCCACAAAAAAAUAACUGUGAACGAGAUGCAGUCAUAGUUGGCGUGAUAAACAGUGCAACCUCCAUCUAUGCAUCAAUCCCUAUUUUCGCUAUUCUUGGCUUCAAGGCAACUUCUAAUUAUAAUGACUGUCUGGAUGGAAAUAUACUUUCAAUCACUAACGCGUUUAACAUUGGAGAUCAAAAUGUGACAAGGGAAAACUACGACAGCUGGUUGAAGCACCUGAAUACCACCCACUCUCAAGAAAUUGAAGAUCUGCAUCUGAAGCACUGCAACCUUCAAGAAUUUCUUGAUCAGAGUGCUUCAGGCACUGGCCUGGCCUUCAUCGUCUUCACGGAGGCUGUGAUCAAGAUGCCGGGCUCUCAGGUGUGGGCUGUGCUCUUCUUUGUAAUGCUCUUCAGCUUGGGUCUAUCGUCCAUGUUCGGAAACCUUGAGGGAAUCCUCACGCCGCUAUUAGAUCUGCAUGUGGUGCCUAAAUGGUUGCCUAAAGAGGCUUUCACAGGGUUGAUUUGCUUGAUAUCCUUUUUGUUUGCCCUGAUUUUUACAAUGGGAUCUGGAAAUUACUGGCUUGAGAUUUUCAACAACUAUGUGGGAUCCUUGCCUCUUCUAAUUAUUGCCUUCUUUGAGAUCAUCAGUGUGGUUUACAUUUAUGGAAUUGGAAGAUUCAGUGAUGAUAUAGAAUGGAUGACUGGCCGACGUCCUAAUCUGUACUGGCAGGCGACCUGGAGAGUAAUCAGCCCUGGGAUGUUGCUGGUUGUGUUUUUGGCAUAUAUCGUGGUGCAGGUUCAACAACCUGCUACCUAUGCAGCAUGGAAUCCUAACUAUAUUAACUUCCCUAUGACUGAAACAUUGGAUUAUCCCGGCUGGGUAUUUGCAAUCUGCAUUCUGCUGUCAUCCGUUCCCUGUAUAUUUAUCCCAAUUGUAGCCAUUUAUAGGUUUAUUCAGUGGAUAAUGAGGAGAGUACAUCAAAGCCAGAAUCGCAAUCCUUGUGAGAACCAUGCAUAUGAGCCUGAACUUCAGUAAAGUUAAAAGCAAUUUCAUUGUAUUAUUAUUAUUAUUAUUAUUAUUAUAUAUUUUUUUUCAAAACCAUUUUACUUCCCAAGGAGGGAUAAUGUUUAGGGUGGAGUGGACUGAAGAACACAUUGCCUCACUGCUAUAUAUAAAUGGCAGUUCAAUAAACCUUAAAGCUAGUUUACAUUUGUGAGGUGUUUGUGUUUAUGUGCAUUUCUUGACAAAGGGUGUAUGUUCAUUCAGGUUAUCAUUUUUUAUUUUUAUUUAACCUUUAUUUAACCAGAAAGCCCCAUUGUGAUUAAAAUCUCUUUUUCAAGGGAGAGCAUAUAAUAAAAAAAGAAAUCAAAGGAAAAACACACACAUACAAAUAAGCACAACCAAGACAACAGAGUUACAAGGAACAGCUUAGGCACACCGACCAAAAUAAAAACAUGUCUCAGCUACAUGGAGGUCAAUUUUUGUGUUUGAACUCCUUUAAAGGUAUAAAGAUUCAGUUUUUACUGAAGUUUAUUCCAAGACCAUGGAGCUAGAAUUGUUUCCAAAUUCCCUAUGAACUUUAGGAACUGGAAAACUCAGAAUAGUCUGAGAUCUAAGAUUAUAAGUAUACUAGAGGUAAUUAGCAAUUAAUUAAGAUAAUUUAGGGUUUUGCCAAGGAUAACCUCAUAAACAAUGAUGUACCAGUGUUUCAAUCUUCCUGAAGAUAAAGAAGUCAGAAUAGCCAAUCUAUAUAAAUCACAAUGAUGAAUAGAAUAACCCAGGCUGGUUAUAAAUCUCAGUGCAGAAUGGUACAAAGAAUCCAGCUUUCCAUUUCAACUCCACUUUGUCAUCUGUAACAUUGAAUCCAGGCUGACAAGCCCAUAUUUAGUCAACAGUGUUUCUUUAUCAAAUUGAGAAACUAAAUUAAAAUACAAAACAUAAGGCUAUAAGAAAAUCAUGGUUCCUAAUACACUGAAAAAUUCACUGGACAAAACAUUAAUCUACAUGACUGUUGAGUUCUGACUGAUGAUUUUGAAGUUAUGGAUGAAAAAAAAUAAAUAAAUAAAUCAUAGUUAAAAGAUUCUGAUGGGAUAGGUAAAUGUUUUGAUUUAAAUAACCCUGUAAAAAAAUAGCUUAAGCUGUCACUUGUUAUACUCUAAGUAUUUUUACUGUAUGAAUGUAUUAAAAUAUGUUGAAUUGA
This is a messenger RNA of Acipenser ruthenus (sterlet), 3098 nucleotides long. Its product is annotated as sodium-dependent neutral amino acid transporter B(0)AT3-like. Bases 68 to 1933 code for a protein of 621 amino acids. The record is from RefSeq and is a predicted model, not a curated record. Lineage: Eukaryota; Metazoa; Chordata; Actinopteri; Acipenseriformes; Acipenseridae. The transcript is spliced from 12 exons. Gene Ontology annotation, biological process: sodium ion transmembrane transport. Gene Ontology annotation, cellular component: plasma membrane.